AUGUCUAAUAUCGAUAAUUUGAUUAAACAAAGAACCAUACUCAAGAGUAAACUAACUAGAAUGGCCAAUUGGUUCGGCCAAGAUAAUAAUAAAGAUAGAGAAGAAUGUAGUGCUCGAAAAUGUCAAAUAGAGCAAAUCUUCAGAGACUAUGAACAUGUUCAAACUCAGUUGGAGUUAAUUGACUCUGCCUCAUAUGAAGAGGACAGAGAUAUUGUAGAAACUAAGUAUUUUCAAGUUAUAUCUAUGGCAACGAGAACUAUGAAUCAGUUCAAAAACUCGCCAAGUGAAAAACAUAAUAAGCCCACUACUCAUUCUAGCAUAAAGUUACCGGAAAUUUCGAUUCCUAACUUCUCGGGUGAUAUUAAACAAUGGCCGAGUUUCUUCGAACUAUUCAACGCCCUCAUUACAGACAACGAAAAUUUGUCUGACAUCCAACGGUUGAUGUACUUAAAAUCAGCAUUAUCAAAAGAACCGUUACAACUUAUUGAAAACUUGGAAGUUGUAGGUUUGAAUUUCAAUAUAGCCAUUAACACUUUGAAAGACAGAUAUGAUAAUCCAUAUCUUAUUGUCAACUCUUAUAUUCGUAAACUAUUGAAUGUUCCCUCCUUGACGAAAAGUAAUGAACACGCGUUAAGAGAUUUUAUUACGCAAAUCAAGACAAAUAUCGCUGCCUUGAAAACUUAUAAUUUAUCGGAGAAAUUAACGGAUUUGAUUCUCAUACAAAUUUUCACCCAGAAAUUGGAUUUCACUCUGAAAAAAGAAUUCGAAGAACAAAAGAAUACUUCAGAAUUUCCAACGCUCCCAGAAUUUAUUGGUUUCUUAGAAAAGAAAUAUAAGGUACUCGAAAAUUUAGGUUCAACCGAACAAACAGGUCAUUCGAAAUUCAAAACUUCCCUUAAAUAUGCCAAUACUAAUUCUCAUCAUGCUAAUACGUCGAACAGAACGAACAAAAAUAAAUUUUUCAAAUGUCUCAUGUGUAAUACGGAUGAACAUAAGAUAUAUUCGUGUAGGAAAUUCAUGAAUUUGUCUCCUAACGAUCGUCUCAGUCUAGUGAAAGAAAAAAAUGCUUGUCUGAAUUGUCUUAUGUUGGGUCAUAGUGUACAAUCGUGUUCUAGUCAACACACAUGUUUCAAUUGCCAUAAAAGGCAUCAUAGUUUGCUCCAUUUCAAUAGUACUUCAACUCGCCAUUAUUCUAAUGAAGUUCCUAGUCAAAGAUCCAACAAAGAAGUAUCCAGAUCAAUUAAUCUGUCACAAAUUCAGAAUGAAUCUCAAGCAGUUUCUCAUUUGUCCACCUGUGCUCAACCAACCAUUACAACUCGUAAUGAAAAUAUUAGUCCAGGUAGAAACGUGUCUAGUCUUUCAUCUCUAUCUUCUAAUAAUCAAGUCCUUUUAGCUACUGCCUGUGUAAAAUUGUAUGAUUCAUACAACAAGCAAGUUAUUGUUCGUUGUUUGACUGAUUCCGCAAGUCAAACAUCUUUCAUAACUGAAGAUCUGGUCAACAGACUUCAUCUCGAGCCUUAUAACCAAACAAUUCAAAUUUCUGGCAUCUCACAAAGUUGUUCUAUGUCAAAUAGAAUGAUAGAUCUAACAAUUCAUUCGUUAGUAUACCCUCAUCGACAGUUUAAGGUUUCCUGUGCUAUCCUCAAAAAUAUCACAUGCCAACAACCACAGUCAUAUAUCGACUCGCGUUCUCUCCCCAUUCCUGUUGGCAUUCAAUUAGCGGAUAUCAAAUUCAAUAUCCCUUCCAAUAUUGAUAUUCUCUUAGGUGCAGAUAUAUAUUUUGAAAUUAUUAUGGAUGGCAUUAUCAAAUUAGGUUCAGGACUACCUGUUCUUCAAAAUUCCCACUUAGGUUAUCUAAUUGCAGGAAAAGUCCCACAGUUAGCUCACAGGUCUCGCGCUACUCACUUAGCAUUGGCACAAUCUUCCCAAAAUACAAUUGAAUCUUCAAAAACAAUUGUAAAUCAAGAAGAUACACUAAAUAACAUUCUGACUAAGUUUUGGGAAAUUGAGGAGAUACCUAAUCAAUCCGAACCCAUUUUAUCUUCAGCAGAAGAGAAAGCUGAACGUAUAUUCGAAAAAACAACCAUUCGGUUACCAUCGGGUAGGUUUCAAGUUGACCUACCAUUCAAAACUCCAAACGAACCAUUUAAAUUAGGUGAUUCGUAUUCGCAAGCGAAGAAAAGAUUCUUGAAUCUCGAAAGAAGACUACAGAAUAAUCAGGAACUGAAACAUCAGUAUUCGGAAUUUAUAAACAAUUAUAUAUCCCUAGGACAUGCAAAAUAUGUACCUUUAGUAUUAAAAAAUGAUUUGUUUCAGAACAAAUAUUUCUUCCCUCAUCAUUGCAUAAUGCGUGAGCAAAGCCUCACAACUCAACUUCGAGUAGUUUUCGACGGUUCAAUGAAAUCUUCAUCUGGCCUUUCUAUCAAUGAUAUCAUGCUCAAAGGUUAUACAGUACAACCCGACUUGUUCGAUAUUUUGAUUCGGUUUCGUACGUUCAAAUAUGUUAUAAUUGCAGAUAUUCAAAAAAUGUUCAGACAAAUCAAAAUUAAUUCUAAUCACACUUUUUUGCAAAACAUUCUCUGGCGUGAUAAUCCUCAGGACGAACUGAAGUGCAUAGAAUUACAGACAGUGAGUUAUGGCACAAAUUCUGCUCCUUUCCUUAGCACAAGGUGUCUCAAAGAAUUAGCAAUUCACAACAAAGUCGCAUUUCCUUUGGCAAGUGAAGCACUUCUGCAAGCUUGCUACGUAGAUGAUAUCCUUUAUGGUUGCCAUGAUAUUCCUACUCUAUUUGAGGCACACAAACAACUCACUCAAUGCUUACAAUCAGCGUGUAUAUCUCUCCAUAAAUGGGGAUCUAACUCUCAAGAAUUCUUGAAGAGUAUUUCGUUAAAUUCUCAACAGGAUAAUUAUGUUCUAAAUCCUGAAAAUUCAUCUAAUAAAAUUCUAGGCUUGAUAUGGAACUCUCAUUCUGAUAAAUUCGUUAUUUCAUUACCUACUAUUUCGAUAAAAGAGUCUUAUAGUAAAAGAGAAGUUCUUUCAAUAAUCGCAUCCAUUUAUGACCCUAUAGGAUUGAUAAAUCCCAUUGUUGUAAGGGCAAAAAUUCUUAUGCAGAAAAUUUGGAUUGCAAAAAUCGGUUGGGACGAAAGUAUAAACUCCGAAAUUCUUUCUGAAUGGACAACAUUCUUGGAAAAUCUUUCAAUGCUUUCUAAAUUAGAAAUUCCUAGAACUAUUCUACAGUUUCAUUCCAAUGUCGUUCAAUAUGAAAUUCAUGGAUUCUGUGAUGCCAGUUCACAGGCGUACGCAGCUUGUAUUUAUUUACGUACAUUAUACGCAGAUAAUUCAGUCACUUCACAUCUGAUUACAGCUAAAAGUCGUGUUGCUCCUUUGAAAAUUUUGACUAUACCCAAGCUGGAACUGAUGGGUGCACUACUUCUGUCCACCCUGGUUUCAAAAUUAUCGAAUAUACUGCCAAUUCACUUACGAAAUGUAAAUUCUAUAAAUCUAUGGUCUGAUUCGGAAAUAGUAUUAGCAUGGAUUCGAUCACAUCCAUCACGUUGGUCUGUAUUUGUCUCAAAUCGAAUUGUGCAAAUUCAGGACAAUUCCAAAGAUGCUACUUGGCGACAUAUUCGAUCGCACCUGAAUCCUGCAAAUAUAUUUUCGAGAGAGUCAUUGCCAUCACAAUUAUUUGUCUCAGAUUUAUGGUGGCAGGGUCCCGAUUUUCUUCUUCGAUCAAAUCUAGAUCUAACACCGCCGCUUAAAUGGCCUUUAGCCAGUGUAGUAGAAUUGAUUCCCGGAAAAGAUUCACGCGUUCGCAUUGUUCGUGUUAGAACUCAAGGAGGAACAUUCACUAGAACAAUCACUAAGAUAUGUCCACCUCCAUUCUGCACGGAAAACAUUGACAAUCAAGUAUUAUUAUCAAUAUGA
Harmonia axyridis is the source of this 3924-nucleotide messenger RNA. RefSeq lists its product as uncharacterized. The record is from RefSeq and is a predicted model, not a curated record. Lineage: Eukaryota; Metazoa; Arthropoda; Insecta; Coleoptera; Coccinellidae. The transcript has a single exon. The coding region runs from base 1 to 3924 and encodes 1307 amino acids.